CUUGAUCAAUUGUCAUUCAUUUCCUCGCGACAGCCAGCCAAUUAAUAUUUCUUAUUUGUCUUCGCUAGCUCUCUGCGCAAUAUUAUCUUAGAUGGAACCAGCAGCAGCAGCAGCGGCACCUAGUAGAGUUCCAAAAUCUUUUGGCUGUCUUCCUCACCGAGGUCUCAAGUUAAGCCUCCAUCGUCUGAAGUCGUCAAAGUCCAGCUCCUCAACUUCUUCGAGCUCUCCCCGAACUCCAACGCAGAAAAAUAACAGUAACAGCAGUCGGGAAGACGAAUUUAGGCAAGUUUUUCAUUGUUUCGACAGCGACAACGACGGCAAGAUCUCAGCUCUGGAGCUGAGAGCUUAUUUUGGAUCGGUAGGCGAGUACAUGUCGCACGAGGAGGCUCAAAGCGUGAUCGACGAUCUCGACGCCGACGGAGAUAACCUAGUAGACUUGAAAGAUUUUCUGAAGCUGAUGAUGAAGAAGGAAGGGGAGGAAGACAUAAUAAAGGCAGCCUUUGAGAUGUUUGAAUGCGAGAAAGGGUGCGGGCGGAUAACCCCCAAGGGCUUGCAGAGAGUGCUGUCUCGCCUCGGUGACCCUAAAUCCUACAACGAGUGCGUCGCCAUGAUUCAAGUCUUUGAUACCGACGGCAAUGGGGAGCUCGACCUUCGCGAGUUUCAUCAGAUGAUGGCUUCACCUUGACUAUUCCAUUGAAAACCUUAAUUAUUUAAACCUGAUUAAUGCAGGAAACAAUUGAAAUAUAUGAAAAACAAGUACCUGCAUUUACCCGCUCUUGUGUGAGUUUUCAUGAGCACUACAGUUUACAAAUUGGUACAACAAGUGUAAUAACUGUGAACUAACAUCACACCCACAGCAGAACAUGAACCAAAAAGAAAAAGAAAAAUUGCACUCACAAGAACACAACACAGCACCAGUUUAAAAUCAAAACGAUUUUACUUCCGGCAGGGUUUCACCCAAGCCAAUUCACUAAUGAAUAGAACAAUCAAAUUACAACAAGGAUUACAAAGAAAUCAACAAGAAAUCAAACCCUAUCAUACAAUAUCAAAAACGACGAAGACACUGAGUACAAAUCUCCAAUAAUCA
Diospyros lotus (date-plum) is the source of this 1087-nucleotide messenger RNA. RefSeq names its product probable calcium-binding protein CML41. The coding region runs from base 92 to 685 and encodes 197 amino acids. Gene Ontology annotation, molecular function: enzyme regulator activity; calcium ion binding. The record is from RefSeq and is a predicted model, not a curated record. The transcript has a single exon. Lineage: Eukaryota; Viridiplantae; Streptophyta; Magnoliopsida; Ericales; Ebenaceae.